CAUCUCAAAGUUUCCUUCUUCAGGACCUGCCUGAUGUUUUUCUUUAAGAGUCGGGCAAAGAUGGAGCAAAGUGAACCACUGGGAGAACCACAGACCAAGGGAGCCGAUGGGACACUCAAGGAACUGACAUCAAAAUGGUUCCUAGAGACUCAAGUGCCAUUCAUUCUUCACAAUGGCAUAUUCCCUGUUUGGUUCCUGGGUUUCAUCUCCAGAAGGGACGCUGAGGAAAAACUCCAAGACAAGGAGGUGGGCUGUUUCUUGAUACGUCUCAGUGAUAAGAACAUUGGAUACAUACUUUCCUAUAGAGGCAGGGAGCGGUGCCGGCACUUUGUGAUAAACCAAACUAAAUCAGGGCAGUUCAUCAUCUGCGGAGACACAGAAGAGCACAACAGUCUUUCAGACCUCAUAGAAUACUACAAGAUGAGCCCCAUCGAGCCAUUCGGAGAGUAUCUGACAACUUCAUGUUUUGAGGUGCUGGAUGAAGAUUUGUAUGAUACCAUCCACUUCAGCCCUAAAGAAAAGCCGGAGGUCACUGCCAGAACUGGGAAUAAUGGGCAAAAUCAGCACAUUAGCAAAACCUCAGAGCAGCCACCUGCACUGCCGCCAAAAAGCAUCAGGUCCUACGAGGAAACACCACCUUUACCCAGGAGGGCCAGGCCUGUAGAAAGUGAUCCCGUAAAUGACCAAAAAUCUGCUCAUGACGGCAUUCUGUAUGCUCAGCUGGAGAAACACUUAUUCAGGGAAAUGUCAAGAGCCCAUCAGGAGAGCUGUCAGGAGAAUUUACCAAGACACUGUCCAGGGAGACCUGAGAAGCCCACAACCCUGAAUCAGGGCUGUCCAAAGGAGAAAAUUAGCGUCUCUGGCACUGUCUACUCUGAGCUGAGCCUGCUGGACAGCAAGAGCAGGUCUCUGCCUCUUCUGGACAGUAACUCAGCUGAGGAGCGGUCUUACAAGCUGAACCCAUGUUCUCUCACCCCACCGAGACUGUCCCCCAGACCCCUCAGACAGGCCGUGAGCCAUGGCCCGCAGGUGGACAAGCGGGACAUGUACAGCAGGCCGAUGAGCAGCCACAGUCUGAAUUACCUGUGUGAUAGUCCUCUGUAUCACCUUGCUGGCAGACCUGACAGCCCACUCUCUACCUCUGAGACCAGGGCAUUUACCUCAGAGCAGAACAAUGAUCCGAUGUACGCUGAGGUCCCUGGUGAAGCCGUUCCCGUCCGCUUCCACCUUGAUAGAUAUGAGCAGAAACGUGGAUAUAGUGACGCAGCCAAGCAGCCCAACAGCAACACUUACGAGUCCCUGGAGGACCUCAGACCCAAACACACUCAACCAUCCUGGGCAACAAAGAAUGACAAACGGAAAAGGGUCUUCCCCGAGGUAAAGUGGAAAUGACGAAGACACUGCCUUGCCAGCCACUGCAGAAAACAUUUUACUUGCCCUGACACUACUACUGCUGAAUAUACACUUACGUGCUAAUAUUACGUGCACUUACGAGCUUACGUGUUAAUA
Messenger RNA from Myripristis murdjan (pinecone soldierfish), 1509 nucleotides. Its product is annotated as SH2 domain-containing protein 7-like. The transcript has 7 exons. The record is from RefSeq and is a predicted model, not a curated record. Gene Ontology annotation, cellular component: cytoplasm. Lineage: Eukaryota; Metazoa; Chordata; Actinopteri; Holocentriformes; Holocentridae. Bases 34 to 1392 code for a protein of 452 amino acids.